This is a messenger RNA of Prunus armeniaca (apricot), 1710 nucleotides long. Lineage: Eukaryota; Viridiplantae; Streptophyta; Magnoliopsida; Rosales; Rosaceae. The record is from the annotation of a GenBank genome assembly.
AUGGAGGCCGGGAAAGCCACAGACGUGUCAGACAUUCAGAACGAGGACGAGCUCGACGAGGAGCCCGGCGAGGUGAUCGAAUCAGCGCCGCCUCUCAAAGUCGGCGAAGAGAGAGAGCUCGGUACCUCUGGUCUCAAGAAGAAGCUUCUCAAGCGCGGCCAUGGCUACGAAACCCCCGAGCUCGGUGACGAAGCCACUGUGCACUACGUUGGAACUCUGCUUGAUGGGACGAAGUUCGAGUCGACCAGAGACAGAGACGAGCCUCUCACCAUUAAGCUCGGUCAGGGUCGAGUGGUGAAGGGUUUGGACCAUGGCGUCGUCUCUAUGAAGAAGGGAGAGAUUGCAUUGUUCACAUUGCCUGCUGAGCUGGGCUAUGGUGUUGUUGGUGGGGGUGGCUCUGUUGUGCCGUCCAAUGCUAUUGUUCGAUUCGAAGUCGAACUCGUUUCGUGGAUCACAGUGGUGGAUUUGAGCAAAGAUGGUGGGAUUGUGAAGAAAAUUAUCGAGAAAGGAGAGAGGAAUGAGCGGCCUGGUGAUUUGGAUGAAGUUCUUGUCAAGUAUCGGGUGGCGUUGGUUGAUGGUACCGUUGUUGCAGAGACUCCAGAAGAAGGAAUUGAAUUCUAUGUGAAAGAUGGUCAUUUUUGUUCAGCAUUGCCAAAAGCAAUCAAGACAAUGAAAAGGGGAGAGAAGGUCAGAUUAAUUGUUCAACCCCAGUAUGCCUUUGGUGUGGAGGGGAGGGAUGCAAACAAUGGGUUUCAUUCUGUCCCUCCAAGUUCUGUGCUGAACAUUGAUCUGGAGUUGGUGUCUUUCAAGCCUGUUAUUGAUGUUACUGGUGAUGCCAAGGUAAUAAAGAAGGUCUUGAAAGAAGGGGAAGGUGCGUGGGUUGCUAAUGAAAGUGCAAGUGUUACUGUUAGCUAUAUAGCUAGGCUUGAAGAUGGCACUGUCUUUGAGAAAAAAGGAAUAGAUGGAGAGCAGCCUUUGGAAUUUAUCACCGACGAAGAACAAGUGAUUGCUGGUUUAGACCGAGCAGUUGCAACAAUGAAGAAGGGAGAACAGGCAAUAUUGACUAUACAUCCUGAUUUUGGAUUUGGAAGCGUUGAAGCAAGGCGGGACCUGGCUGUAGUUCCACCACAUUCAAAUAUCGUCUUUGAAGUUGAAAUGCUAGAUUUUAUCAGGGAGAAAGCACCAUGGGAAAUGAUUAAUCAUGAGCGACUUGAGGCAGCCAGAAGGAAGAAAGAGGAAGGCAACCUUCUCUUUAAAGAGGGGAAGUAUCAGAAAGCAGGAAAAAAGUAUGAUAAGGGUGCUGACUAUGUUAGUGAAGAUGGUAACUUUGGGGACGAUGAGUCAAAGCUAGCAAGAGAACUUAGACUGUCUUUCUGGUUGAAUGGUGCAGCAUGUAGCUUAAAACUAAAUGACUUUCAGGAAGCAAUCAAGUUAUGUUCAAAGGUACUAGAUAUCGAGUUCCAUAAUGUAAAGGCCUUGUACAGACGGGCACAAGCAUAUAUGCAAGUUGCAGAUUUGGUCUUGGCCGAAUUAGACAUUAAGAAAGCUCUUGAGGUUGAUCCUCAGAACAGGGAGGUCAAGUUGAUUGAGAAGAAUUUGAAACGACUACAAGUUGAAAGCAACAAGAGGGAUGCUAAGCUCUACACAAACAUCUUUGGACGUAUGACAAAGAAACUCAAAGUUGAGAAAGUCGAGAAUGAGAAAAGUUGA